AUGUUGUACAUCAGUCUGUGUACCAGCUUUCUUACUUCAGAACAUAACCUUCCCCUGCAGGAGAUUCUUCUGCCUGAAAACUCCCAUCUUCUUGAGAGAUCAUUUACCGUCCGCUUCCGCUGCCUUCUAGAUAAUACAUCCGGAUUCUUGAGAUUAGAUAUCAGAGGUAGAAUUAAAACCCUUCAUGGACAGAACAGAAAAACAGAAGAGCCUCCCCUAGCUCUCUUCUGUAUCUGUACUCCCUUCGGACCCCCCUCACUCCUAGAGAUGCCUCAGAAGGAGGUCAUGUUCAAGUCCAAGCACAAGCUUGAUCUUGGCAUGGUCUCCUUUGACCCCCGAGGUCGGGAGGUUCUUGGGUUUAAUGACGGUGAGGUCGCUAACCUCGGUAUUUAUGACCUCGUUCAUCCUGAUGACCUUGCUUAUGUUGCCAGUGCGCAUGGAGAGUUGUUAAAGACUGGUGCUAGUGGAAUGAUAGCGUAUAGAUUGCAGUGCAAGGAUUUAAGCUUCCAAUAUCUUCAAACCUCAUCUAGACUUGUCUACAAGAAUAGUAAACCUGAUUUUAUUAUCUCUACCCACAGACCUCUGACAGAUGAGGAGGGGAAAGAUUUGUUAGGGAAGCGAACCAUGGACUUUAAAGUAUCGUAUUUGGAUGCAGGGUUCGCCACAUCGUACUUUGAUAGUGAUUCUAAUAGUUCGACUACAGGGCCUAAACUUAACCACAGACGAUACAAAACCCAGCUUAGAGACUUUCUAUCCUCGUGUAGAACUAAACGAAAACCUUUAGCUAAUGAUAUAUACGGAGAGAGUGGAGGUUUUCCUGCAUAUCCAACCCCGGGUAUGUAUCCAGGGAGUGUUGGUAGUUCUAUACCUGGAUAUCCCUCUCCGGAUACAACCCUAUAUAUGCAGCAGAACCUUGCAUCUCCAGCUUAUCAGAGUAUAUAUCCGGGGGUAGAUAAUAGAUAUCUAGCUGCUACAGACUACUUUACAGCUGCUGGGUAUAGAUCACUAGGCAGCUACUAUCCAGAAUAUGCUGCUCAUGCAGCUCUAGGCAAUGGCUAUUUAGAUGUAGCUGGCAGCGGUAGGAUACAUUCUUUAGCUUAUGAUCAGAAGCUGGCAGACGCUGAUAAGCUUUACAGCAGCUCCGCAGCUGCUGCUUAUAUGUCAGAUCCAAGGCUGUGCAGCUCUCUACGCUUACCAGAUAAUAAAAACGGUAAGGAUCGAUUGGAGGGUGAUGGUAAACUUGUUGUAAAGGAAGAGGGUGGUUUAAACCCAGAAUAUUCAUUAAACCAUGAUACAUCAUAUACCCUUCCUGACCAAAUACAUGGGAUUAACACCCCUGUGCUCUACAUGUGCCCUGAGAGUCCCAAGUUACACUUCGACCCUCGCCAAGUACAUUCUCCUAGUGUACGUCUAAACAGUCCAGCGGAGUCACCAAGAACUUCAGGUGAUCCUCCUGCCUCUUCUUCAUCUCCUUCUUCUUCAUUCUGUACCUUCAGUUUAUCAGACAUUUGUGGAGUGGCGGCCAUUAGUACAGAUUCUGUGUCUCAGACACAGGAGGUACAACCAGCACAUACAGCACACAGCACAAACUAAAUGUCGAGGGGGGGGGGGUAGUAAUGUUGGGUACUUUCCCUUUAUUUUCCAAACAUAAUCAAUUCCCAAGGGUUAGUCCUCAAGUGGUAAUUCAAAAAGUGAACAUUUCUCUUAAUAAGAUAUUUCUGAAAAUUUUACAUUUGUCCCAGCCGCAACGUUGGGAAAAUGUCAUUUGGGAUGAAUUAAAAUUGGGAAACUAAAUAUUUGGGGAUGAAAGCAACAAUCUUGAGAAAGUACCAAACGGUGGGUAGAACAGGGCCACAGUAUCCUUAGAAAGGUCAUGUGAUCAAAUUCCACCUCAAAUCAACAUUUUUUUCUGUCAUUUAAAAUAUAACAAUGCAUUCUGCCAAUUAUGAAAAUUAUUAAAUUACAGAGGAAACCUCCAGCUCCCCAACUUUAGAAUGUGACACAGAGGACUUUUAAACAUUGUCACCUUCCGACCCGGCACAUUUCUACACAGUCAUUUAUACUCAGACAUUUCUUCGAUUAGGAGCCGUGGUUUCAUCUUGGGAAAAAAGUUGAAUUGGUGGAAUUGUUCUUGAUGUCCCUAGGGUAUAAUUUGCACCCUAACUCUAAUCCUAUACCACUAAAAGUUAAAGACAGUAGCAGCCUAGCUUUCAAUGCACAGUGGGCUUAACAGAGACGUUUUUAACUUUGGUUUCUGAUGAGUUCGCUGAAUUUAUGAAUAAAUGCAAAGUUGUGGACUCACAACUAAACUUUUUAGAUUAAUUCAAGGAACUUUGGAAUUUCAACUCACAGUUUCUAGUACACAGUCAAUCUAGUUCACAGUUGUACAUAGUACAUAGUCAAUCUAGUAAACAGACGGUCUAGUACACAGUUGGUCUAGUACACAGUUUCUAGUACACAGUCAAUCUAGUUCACAGUUGUACAUAGUACAUAGUCAAUCUAGUAAACAGACGGUCUAGUACACAGUUGGUCUAGUACACAGUUGGUCUAGUAACCAGUUGGUCUAGUACACAUUUGGUCUAGUACACAGUUGGUCUAGUACACAUUUGGUCUAGUACACAGUUGGUCUAGUGCACAGUUGGUCUAGUGCACAGUUGGUCUAGUACACAGUUGUUCUAGUACAAACAAAUAUCUAAAAUAUAAAUGUUUCUGUUGUACAAAGCUUAUUAAAGAGUAUCUCUGAAAAGCAUAGUUUAAUAAGUUCUUAAAAAGUUGGUACACAUUGUUUUAUAUUUGAGUAAACCUUUUUAUACCAGUCAAACAAUAUUUUUGCAUUUUUCUAUUAAUUCUGAACUGUACACUUAGUGUAAUUUUCAAACCUAUUUCGACAGAAGUUCAAAGUCUAAAGUAGAAAAAUUCAAAACAAUUUAAGUCAUUGUCUCUGACUAUGUUUUUUUCAUGUUAUAGUUUUGAAAACACUUUUUUCUCACAAAUUUUUAAUACUUAAGUGUGUUCCAGUUUAGAGAGCAUACCAUAAAUAAGAUGACUUACAUUUUAAAGGGAGUUAUUUAAAAAUUGGUAAAUCUCUUUUUCGUUUGGAAGUUCGUAAAGAAUUAAAGGUCUUAAUUUGUUUGGCACUAUAUACCCCCUUUUCAAAAUAAAUAAAUGAAAAUAGAAAUGCAUUUUUUGGUUGUUAAUUGAUUUCUGCAUGAGGUUACAUCUCUCCGUGACCCUGUUAAAAUCUGGUAUUGAAACCUGAAUUUAAAUCUUAUAUUUGGCUCACUGUGCAUUGCCUGGGGCUACUAUAAAAUACUAAUUAGCUCAGUGUCGCCACUUCUGUAUCACUACUAGACCAGGGGUAGUUACUAUCCACCAUAUUUAUAAAAUCUAAAAAUAUCGAAAUUAAAAAAGAUUUUUUGUUUAAAUUAAAAAAAUAAGUUCUUGUUGAGGAGGGUAUGUUGAAAAAAUGUCCCUGGUCUACUCAAAACUUGUCAGACCUAGAAAAAGGAGACGCCUGUAAAUAUAUGAAAAUAUGGACAUACACAACAAUUUGUUCAAUUAUGUAUAUUUGACUUCAAUCUAUUUAAAA
This is a messenger RNA of Eurytemora carolleeae, 3589 nucleotides long. RefSeq lists its product as uncharacterized. Gene Ontology annotation, cellular component: nucleus; aryl hydrocarbon receptor complex. Bases 1 to 1593 code for a protein of 530 amino acids. NCBI's taxonomy places the organism in Eukaryota, Metazoa, Arthropoda, Copepoda, Calanoida, Temoridae. The record is from RefSeq and is a predicted model, not a curated record. The transcript is spliced from 6 exons. Gene Ontology annotation, biological process: regulation of transcription by RNA polymerase II. Gene Ontology annotation, molecular function: nuclear receptor activity; transcription cis-regulatory region binding.